AUGGCUGACAAAGAUGAUGAGUUUUGUUUGGGUUUGAGCUUGAGUUUAGGCUGUGGAGAUUACCAAAAGAAGAAAAUCAUAAACCAAACUCCUAUCAAUGUUAUUCAGCUGCAAAAACCUCUUCCAAACCAAAGGGUUUCCUUCAAUAACUUGUUCCUUUUUCAUGAUCGCAGUUCCGAAACGAGGUCGUUUCUCCGCGGAUUCGACGGGAACUCGCUCCGAGCGUCUGCGGCGGCGGUGUUUGAGGAUGAGAACGGAGUUUCGUCGCCGAAUAGCACUGUGUCGAGUGUAAGUGGAAAACGGAGUGAAAGAGAAGGGAAUGGAGAUGAAAAUGAUGCUGUUGAGAGGGCUUCGUGUUCUCGCGGUGGAAGCGAGGAUGAUGACGGUGGAGGAUGCGGCGGCGAUGGUGAGUCUUCGAGGAAGAAGCUGAGAUUGUCGAAGGAACAGUCGUUGUUGCUGGAAGAAACUUUCAAAGAGCACAAUACGCUGAAUCCGAAACAAAAGCAAGCAUUGGCGAAACAGUUGAAUCUGAAGCCCAGACAAGUGGAGGUGUGGUUUCAAAACCGAAGAGCAAGGACCAAGUUGAAGCAAACUGAAGUGGAUUGUGAAUAUUUGAAGAGAUGCUGUGAGACUCUAACUGAAGAGAAUAGAAGGUUGCAAAAGGAAGUGCAAGAGCUUAGGGCAUUGAAGUUAUCUCCACAACUUUACAUGCAAAUGAACCCUCCCACCACUCUUACAAUGUGCCCUUCGUGCGAGCGUGUCGCCGUGUCAUCCGCAUCCUCUUCAUCAGCAGCCGCACCCUCUGCUUCAACUCCAGCUAACCGCAAUUCGUUGGUCCCGAGUGUUCAACGACCAGUGCCUGUCAACCCUUGGGCGGCCAUGUCUCUCCAAAAUCGUUCCCGGUCAUGA
Molecule: messenger RNA, 909 nt
Organism: Vicia faba (fava bean)
Lineage: Eukaryota; Viridiplantae; Streptophyta; Magnoliopsida; Fabales; Fabaceae
Source: the annotation of a GenBank genome assembly